Molecule: messenger RNA, 3530 nt
Organism: Sinocyclocheilus grahami
Lineage: Eukaryota; Metazoa; Chordata; Actinopteri; Cypriniformes; Cyprinidae
Product: transcriptional regulator ATRX-like
Exons: 31
Cellular component (GO): nucleus
Molecular function (GO): ATP binding; ATP hydrolysis activity
Source: RefSeq, a predicted model, not a curated record
GUCAUUCUCCAGACGACGAAAGCAUUGAUUCUCAAGACAUUUCCAAUGGUAAUAUGGCUGAUCGUGACUCAAACAUCCCUGAUGAGAGAAUGAAUGAGCCUGGUUGCUCCUCAGAAAUGACCAAACCCUCAUCUUCACGCUCAAAGAGAAAACCUUCAUUUGUGACCAAGCACACUGCUGUAGAGGAGUCUGAAUGUGCGAACGAGAGUGCAGGUGAACACGGCCCAGAUGAGAGCAUGCAGAGCAGUCUGGAUAUCAGCAAGCUGCCGCAAGGCACAGUGGUGGUCAAGCCGGAACCGGUUGCUAAUGAAGCUAAAGAUGAAUUCCGCGGCCCCGAGUUUCGUAGCAGAGGAAGUAAAGUGAAAGAGGACGGUGCUCGGAAACGUCCCGACGAGCGGCUCAAGGAGAUUUUUAAUUGCACAGCAUGUGGACAGCAAGUCAAUCACUUUCAGAGAGAUUCUGUGCUUCAACAUCCCGCACUACAUGUUCUUAUCUGCAAGUCGUGUUUCAAAUAUUAUAUGAGUGACGAUAUCAGCAAGGAUGAAGAUGGAAUGGAUGAGCAAUGCAGGUUGCUCUUUGGUCUUGCUCAUGGUGGUGGGAAAGGUGAUGAAAUUGAAUUGAAGGCUGAAUCCUCCCAGGUGGUGGAUGAUGACGAUGAUCCAGAGAAUAGAUGUGAUGAAAUUGAAUUGAAGGCUGAAUCCUCCCAGGUGGUGGAUGAUGACGAUGAUCCAGAGAAUAGAAUUGCCAAAAGGAUGCUUCUGGCGCAAAUCAAAGCCAAUUAUUCAUCUGGAGCUGACAGUUCAUCUGAUGAUGAAAAUGCAGACAAAGAGGACGGGGAUUCACCAAAGAAAGGAAAAGAUGGUGCUAAGAAGCAAGAUGAAAGUGAGGAAGAGGAUGAAACUUCGGACUCUGGCUCAGAUGUUGACGUGAAGAAAGGUGGACGCAGACACCGUUUGUUGAGUAAGAAGUUGACUCUAAGCGAGGGAGACUCUGAUGACGAGACCCCAGUCAAAAACAAGAAAGAAACCAAAAAGAGAGGCAAGCAGAAAGUGGACAGCGACGACUCUGCAGACUCGGACUUUGAGCAGUCGCGCUCGGGCUCCAGCGAUGCAUCAGCGCUCAGUGAGACUGUGAGUGAAGACGCCAAUGAAGACAAGAGCAAUAAGCGCAAAACACGGUCGUCCAAUAAAGCUGCCAAGGACCGUGGGAGAAGUUACAAGAAAGAGAAGAAGAAGCGACGUCGCAUUAAGGUUCAAGACUCCUCGUCCAGUGGCAAGAGUGGAGGGGAAGAGGAUGGAGAAGGUGAAGAAGAUGAGAAAGGAACGCCCAAAAAUCGUAAGAAGAUCCGCAAGAUCCUUAAAGAUGACAAACUGCGGACAGAGACCCGGGAUGCGCUGAAGGAGGAAGAGGACAGGAGGAAGCGCAUUGCUGAGAGGGAGCGGUUGAGGGAAAAACUGCGAGAGACUAUUGUGGUGGAGGAGUCAUCGCAGGUCACGUGUCCCAUCACCACAAAGCUGGUGCUGGAUGAGGACGAGGAGACCAAGGAACCUCUAGUGCAGGUUCACAGGAACCUGGUGACCAAACUCAAACCCCAUCAGGUGGAUGGUGUGCAGUUCAUGUGGGACUGCUGCUGUGAGUCGAUGAAGAAGGUGGAGAAGUCUUCUGGCUCCGGCUGUAUUCUGGCCCACUGCAUGGGGCUGGGAAAAACUCUCCAGGUGGUGACGUUUCUCCACACUUUGCUGCUGUGUGAGAAGAUGAACUUCAGCACAGCUCUGGUGGUGUGUCCUCUCAACACUGUGCUCAACUGGCUCAAUGAGUUUGAGAAGUGGCAAGAAGGCCUGAAGGACGAGGAGAGUUUAGAGGUGACCGAGCUGGCCACAGUCAAGCGGCCUCAGGAGAGAGCGUACGCUUUACAGCGCUGGCAGGAGGAUGGCGGCGUCAUGAUCAUAGGCUACGAGAUGUACCGCAACCUCACGCAAGGACGAAACAUCAAGAGCAAGAAGCUGAAGGAAACCUUUCAGAAAACUCUGGUUGAUCCAGGUCCGGAUUUUGUCAUCUGUGACGAGGGUCACGUGCUGAAGAACGAAGCGUCUGCUGUCUCCAAAGCCAUGAACUCCAUCACGACUCGUCGGCGAGUGGUGCUGACAGGAACCCCACUGCAGAACAACCUGAUCGAGUAUCACUGUAUGGUGAACUUCAUCAAGGAGAACCUGCUGGGGUCAGUGAAGGAGUUCAGAAACCGCUUCAUCAACCCCAUCCAGAACGGCCAGUGCGCCGACUCCACGCUGACUGAUGUCCGAGUCAUGAAGAAGCGCGCACACAUCCUCUACGAGAUGCUGGCAGGAUGCGUCCAAAGAAGAGACUAUACUGCCCUUACAAAAUUCCUGCCGCCAAAACACGAGUAUGUGUUAGCGAUACGGUUAACACCCAUUCAGUGCAAGCUUUACCGAUACUACCUGGAUCACUUCACAGGUACGACUCUGCAUUAUAUUCACUUCACUCAGGCCGCGAUUGUUCUGAAGCAGCUCCGCAGCUGGGAGAGGAAGAAUGGCAGCUGGCACCAGGGAUACUUCGACGAGGACAGUAUGGAGGAGUUCAUAGCCUCAGAGACAGAGGAGUCCUCCAUGAGUUUGACCUCUGAAGAUGAGAAGCCCAAAAGAAAGAAGAAGCGAGGCAAAGGGAAAGAGCAGAGCUCAGACAAGUCCGACAGCGAUGACCUGGAAGUGAUUAAGGAGUGGAACACCAGCUCUCGUGGAGGAAACCCCGAGGGGCGCAACAGAGCAGAGCCUGUGGAAGAGGUUCGGCCGUCGAACUCGGGUCCUGGCAGCCCAUCACCUGACUGGUACAAAGAGUUUGUGACCGAGCCAGAUUCUGAGGUGCUGGAGCAUUCUGGGAAAAUGGUGCUUCUUUUUGAGAUUCUCCGCAUGGCUGAAGAAUUGGAAGAAAAAGUGUUGGUGUUCAGCCAGUCUCUCAUUUCUCUGGACCUCAUUGAAGAUUUCCUGGAGUUGGCAGGCAAAGCCAAAGAGGAAGGCAAGCUUUCGCCGUACAAAGGUGAGGGCAAGUGGUUCAGAAACCUUGACUACUAUCGUCUAGAUGGUUCAACGAAUGCCGUGACCAGGAAGAAAUGGGCAGAGGACUUCAAUGACACCAGUAAUGUUCGGGGGCGAUUGUUCCUCAUCUCAACCAGAGCUGGUUCUCUUGGGAUCAACUUGGUAGCUGCAAACAGGGUCAUAAUUUUCGACGCCUCAUGGAACCCAUCCUACGACAUUCAGAGUAUUUUCCGAGUCUAUCGCUUUGGCCAAGUGAAGACCGUGUUCGUCUACAGGUUUUUGGCUCAGGGAACCAUGGAGGACAAGAUCUAUGACCGGCAGAUCGCCAAACAGUCGCUGUCCUUCAGAGUUGUAGACCAACAGCAGAUUGAACGCCACUUUACCAUGAACGAACUGACGGAGCUGUACGCGUUUGAGCCCGACCAGCUGGACGAUCCAUCUGAGAAGAAGAGCAAGCGGGCCACACCCAUGCUGCCCAAG